CCUCCGGACGACUUGCAGCACUUGGCGGAUUCUAGCAACCCUCGCUCCUGCAGCUUCAUACUCGUUGAGAAGCAGCCAGUUGUUCUGGAUUGGUUCAACAACGACUGGGUGGGACCAGAAUGAAUGCGCAGCUUCGAUUGGUCACUGGUUUGGCACUCUGUCCUCUGAUUGGUCAAAAUAGCUCGGGUUCUUUCUGAGCAUACUUCCGGUUUACAUGUUGGAAAAAAGAAAAGACGAAUGGAAAAAUUGUAACCCAGAGAACGACCAUUAUCUUGUUAUAUAGCGAUACGGUAACGUCUGCACACAUUCAGAUAUAUUUGUUUGUUUAGCCGUCAGAAGUUUUUGCUGUUUAGAGUUGAGAAGUUAAAAGCAGGGGCAUCAGGUUAUCGAGGAGUGUUAGCUUGCUGCUAGCAAGCUUGCUAACGAGGUCAGAGGUUGUUAGAAUGAGCUCACAGCAAUACCCCCGACACGGACUACCCGCUAGCGGGGGCGGAUCUCAGAUUCCUGCCGCUGCAAACCUGCUGCCAGUCAACCAGUCAUCAAAUGCUGCAGGUGGUGAGACAGUCAGCAGUCGGGAUGUUGCUGAUCAUGGCCAACAGGAUCAUCCACCCUCCACGGCUGGAGCCACGUUGGCUUUCAGAGAUGACAAGCAGGAGACCAUGGUGGUCAGACCUUAUCCACAAGUCCAGGCACACGGACAGCCGCAAGCUGCUCCUCAAACGGUGUCCAUUCAACCUGGUACACCUGUGAAUGUACCUGCCGCUGCUGUCCACCUCCCACAGGGACAGCCUACAGUUCUCACUGAUGGACAAAUGAAGGCUGUACUAAAGUCCCCGAUGCCCAGCCGUCUUAUCGCCCCGGCACCAGCUUCCAACCAGGCUCAUAUGUCCAAGGUGGCAAGUCACAUUACUGUCACCAUAGAGAGCACUAUGCCCACCACGCCAUCUAUCCCCGUGGCAACCAUCAGUGGUCAACAGGGUCACUCCAGUAACUUACACCACCUGAUGCCAGCAAAUAUUCACAUCAUUAGGGCGCCCGCCGUCCCUCCCCAGACCUUCACUUCCCAUUUACCUCUAGGGGCUGCUCAAGCAGCUGUUAUGUCCAGCUCCAAAACAGCCUUGCGGCCUGCUACUGGAGCGAGCGGGGGCCCUGGCCAGCCCACAAUGCAGCACAUCAUCCAUCAGACUAUUCAGUCGCGCCCUGCUGUAACAACCUCCACCGCUGUGCUCCCGACUGUUGUGGCCCCCAUUUCAGCAACUAGAACGCAGUCUCCAGUUAUCAACCCAACUGUCACUCACUCGGAUGGGACUCUUGGACGUACGGCGUUGACCAUUCACCCCCCUCCUGCUGCAGUCAGCAUUCAGAGGCCUCAGACUUCCCGUGACACAGCUACUCGAAUCACUCUGCCUUCACAUCCUGCGAUUGGAGCUCAGAAGGCCCAGCCUCCACACACCAUGGCACAGAAACCCAUCUUUAGUACUGUGACCCCUGCAGCGACUGUGGCACCUAUAGUUGCCACCAACACUGUGCCAUCAACGACCACCAUAGGCUCUGUUCCUCAUACCCAAAUGACAAGUAGCACUAUAGUCACCAUGGCAAUGGCGUCACACUCCUCUCACGCCACAGCAGUGACCACCUCUGCCAUCCCUGUUGCUAAAGUGGUCCCCCAGCCUAUCGCCCACUCCUCGUCUCGUGUUCAGCCCGACUACCCCGGAGAGAGAGCCAACCUGAUCCCUAUCCCAGGCCACAGGUCGUCUCCUAACCCUGUCGCCAUGGAGACGAGAAGUGACAAUCGGCCUUCUGUGCCGGUUCAGUUCCAGUAUUUCCUGCCAGCGUACUCCUCAUCAUAUCCUCUGACGCACACCUACACCCCCAUCAGCAGCUCGGUCUCUACCAUUCGCCAGUAUCCAGUCACCCCUCAAGCACCGAGUUCAGCACUUCCCACUCAGGCUGGAGUGGGCGUGGCCACCACUGUCCACCUUAACCACAUGCAGCUGAUGGCUGUGGAUCGGAUCGGUCUUCCCUCGGCACAAAUCAGCACCCAGGGGAUCCAGCCUGCUCCCAUAGCUGCACAGGGCAUUCAGUCUCCACAGAUAGGAGUUCAGAGCCUGCACACCUCUGCACCAAUCACCACACAGGGAAUACAGCAGGCACCAAUCGUCACACAGCAGCAGCCACAGGCAGAGACAAAACCUGGGGUUGUGUUGGCUGAUGGCUUUGUCGCGAGCCCCAUAAGCACCACAUUUGGCUCCACCCAGCCAGUAGCUACCAUGGUGCAGUCCCACACCCAGGGAGCUCCCACUCUGGUGUCCUCCCCUCGACCCAGCAUUCUCCGCAAAAAGCCUGCAAAUGAAAGCUGUGUCCGUAAGACCUUGAUCCCUGCCCAGUCCAGUGAAUCCACCAGUGGUAGGAUGGAUGGUGGUGUGAGAGGAGCUGGGUCUCCUCGGCCUGCAGGUGUGAAACCCAAAGCUGAGGUGCACAUGGCGGUGGCUACAGUAGAGGCACUGCCUGCUCAGGGAGCAGAGCAGCAGGUGGUGGCUUCAAACCCUCAGCACCUGACCCAGGCCAUCCCCACCAUGCUCGCCACGCCUGGUCCAGCGCCUCCCUCCCAGCUUUCCACUGUCCUCUCAUCUCUGCCAGCAGCCAUCACUGUAACCCCCCCUGUUCCUGCCUCAAUGGCCAACACCGUGGCCUCUCCCACUCAGCCUGCAGCCAGUAGCACUGCUGCAUGUGCUACUAGCUCCACCUGCCCAGAUGUAAAAAUCAAGCAGGAGGUAGAGUUGAUGGACACCUCCCAGCCGGAUCCUAGUGUGAGCAUAUCAUCAGCACCAGCACUCACCACCCAGGCAAACGCACUGAACGCUCCUGCAACGGCAGAUCUCGUCCCUGGAGCUUCCCCAAGGAAGAAGCCUCGCAAACAGCAGCAUGUAAUCUCAACCGAGGAGAGCGAGAUGGUUGAAACAAACAGCACAGAUGAAGAGAAGACCCCAGGAAGGUCCAUCACCAGUAGAGCAGAGCGACUCGAAUCUCCUCCAAGGGAAUAUGUUGACGAAGAAGGAGUUCGAUAUGUUCCCGUCCGGCCUCGUCCACCCAUCACACUUUUGCGGCACUACCGGAACCCCUGGAAGGCGGCCUACCAUCAUUUUCAGAGGUACAGCGACAUUCGAGUAAAAGAGGAAAAGAAGUGCACCUUACAGGACAUGGCCAAUCAGAGAGGAGUGGCAUGCCGGGCACAAGGGUGGAAAAUUCACCUGUGUGCCGCACAGCUACGACAGCUGUCAAAUUUGGAGCAUGAUGUGUACAGCCGCCUCUCCACCCUCCAAGAAGGCCUCAUCCCAAAGAAGAGGGUAGGCGCCGGCGCUGACGACGACCUCCACCGAAUCAACGAGCUCAUACAGGGUAACAUGCAGCGCUGUAAGCUGGUGAUGGACCAGGUGGCAGAGGCCAGAGACACCAUGAUGAAGGUGCUCGACCACAAGGAGAAGGUGCUAAAGCUGCUCAACAAGAACGGCGCUGUCAAAAAGUCCUCCAAGCUGAAGCGUAAAGAACGUGCAUGAGUGUGACCUUCUCACCUGUCGACCGCCACCGCCCGCCCCCACCUCUCUGACGAGGCGAAGGAGCUGCUCUGAACUUUGGUGCUAUGAUUUGCUGCAUACAAUCGCACGCACCCUUCCAAACUGCCUCAGACUGGACGGAGAGAGGAGCCGAACUGGAAAUCAUUCACACGAAAGACAACAAUUCUAGACUUCACCAGUUUGGCCGACUGGACGACAGAUGUUUUCCCUUCCUUCGAAGAUACUUGAGACUAUUUUUAAUUUCGUAGUUUCUGCCUGUCUGAAGGCCUAUUGUGAAUCUGACGCUCAGCAUUUCCUGUCAGAGAAAUAAUUUGAGUUCAAAUGAACGAUUCUGAAUAGUAGAUCUUUUUUUUUUUACUCAAGCAUGUACAGACUAACUAGUUUUUCAUUUUCCCUUCAUCAGUUUGUGCCUUCGUUUCGUCUGGACUUGAAUUGGCCAGAGACGUGUAAGCUGUGUCAAAAUAACACGUUUCCUUUUCUUAUGGUAGAUAAAUACUCAGAAAUACCCUUCAGCAGCCCCCUGUUCAGCAUAACUGCUAUCCUGAACCCUGAAAGUGAGAAUAGCAAAACCUUUUUAUCGGUGUUCACUCUUUAAGCCAGAUUAAAAUAAAUUAAUGUUCCUACAGCGAUGACCUCACCAGAAUGCUCCGUGUUUGGAACAAAGAGAGGGUGACUCGUGCUCACGAUGGCAGACUGAAUUGAUGUAAAUCACUGUAAAUGUGUUUUCCAUGGUUUGUUUCGUGUUUUGUACUGGAUUUGCUGUGUGUGACGCGCUGCUUCGUGCUGCGGCGUAGCAGCGUCUCAGUGAAGCCGGCCUGAAAACAUCUAGCCAUUGUAUAUUGUUUCUGUCUGUGUAAUUAUAGUAAAGAUCCUUAAACCUGACAAACAACUCUUAUUUUUAUCAGCUGCUGCCGAAAGGCAGGAAGUGGUGAUUUUGCUUCAGAGUGUGGGUUUUAACAAAAUGUCUCAUAAAUUGAAAGAAAAGUU
This is a messenger RNA of Nothobranchius furzeri (turquoise killifish), 4562 nucleotides long. It is a transcript of the gene sap130a, whose product is annotated as Sin3A-associated protein a. Gene Ontology annotation, biological process: negative regulation of transcription by RNA polymerase II. The record is from RefSeq and is a predicted model, not a curated record. Gene Ontology annotation, cellular component: Sin3-type complex. NCBI's taxonomy places the organism in Eukaryota, Metazoa, Chordata, Actinopteri, Cyprinodontiformes, Nothobranchiidae.